Messenger RNA from Rubroshorea leprosula, 1404 nucleotides. The record is from the annotation of a GenBank genome assembly. Lineage: Eukaryota; Viridiplantae; Streptophyta; Magnoliopsida; Malvales; Dipterocarpaceae.
GGUACGGUUUUGACUUCUUUGGCAGAAAUCCUUGUACAAAAAUUAUUGUUUUGUCGCUUUCCAAAUGACAAUUCAGUGGUUGAUCUUGCUAGUGCAAAAGCAAGAUCAACAAGGCGCUUCAUUGUAUCCUACAGGCAUUUCGGGUUACUCCUUUUGCAUACCAGAUCUAGUGGGGAAGUUAGAUCGCUUUGAUGGGGGCAACUUUAUUCGAUGGCAAUGCAAGAUGCACAUCCUUCUCACAACUCUCAACAUCGUUUAUGUUCUCACUGAUGCUCGACCAGAGGAAAAUGAGAAUGAAACUUUGCAAGAUACAAGGAAAAGGAAAAAGUGGGAGAAUGAUGAUUAUGUCUGUAGGGGCUGCAUCUUAAAUGGUAUGUCUGAUUCCCUUUUUGAUACUUAUGUUCAUGAGUCUACUGCAAAAGAACUGUGGGAUAAGUUAGAAACAAGAUAUAUGAAUGAAAAUGCAACAAGUAAGAAGUUUCAGGUGACCAGAUGGAAUAAUUAUAAAAUGAUUGAUAACAAAUCAGUCAUGGAACAAUUUAGAGAAAUUGAAAAAUUGCUGACUAGUUUCAAGCAAUAUGAUAUGAAGAUGGAUGAAUCCAUAGUUGUGUCUUCAAUAAUUGAUAAACUUCCUCAUGCAUGGAAAGAUUUCAAGAGAACAUUAAAACACAAAAAAGAAGAUAUUUCUCUUGAAAAUCUUGCUAACUCUUUAAGACUUGAAGAGCAAUAUAGAGUAGAAAAUGAAAAGGAGCAAAAAUUGCAAGUCUCGGAUGUGCAUGUAUUGGAGGAAGGAACUUCAAGCAAGCCCAAAAAGCCUUUUAAGAAGAAGGAGUAUUCUGUCAAGCAAAAUCAGAAAUUUAAGAAGCAAAAGGAUGCAUGUUUCCAUUGUGGAAAAACUGGACACUUCCAAAGGGAGUGUUAUUUUCUCAAGAAGAAAAGGAAUGCACCAGCAUUAUCACAUGAAAAAUUCAUUGCUGUGAUUUCUGAAAUUAAUCUCAUGGAAGAUGACACUGCUUGGUGGAUAGAUUCUUGUGCUACGAAGCAUGUUUGCAAGGACAAAAGUAUAUUCAAAACUUUAAAACUAGAACCUAAAGGAAGUGUGCUGUAUGUGGGAAAUUCUGCAACAGUACAAGUGGGCAAAGGAACCGUGGACCUUGAGUUCAAUUCUGGAAAAGUUCUCACUCUCACUAAUGUGCAUUAUGUGCCGGAUAUCAAGAAAAAUCUAGAAAAGUUUAUGCUUGUGAGGGCAUGUUCAAGAUGAACAUUAAUAAUAAUAUUAAUAAUAAGGGUGUUGUUUCUACUUAUAUUCUUGACUCAUUUAAUUUAUGGCAUCAUAGAUUAGGACAUGUUAAUUUUAGGAAGAUGUAUGAGAUGUCUAAAUUAGAAUUAAUUCCUACCUUGCCU